AUGGGUAUCUCACGCGACUCUCGUCACAAGCGCUCGGCUACCGGCGCGAAGAGGGCCACCUACCGCAAGAAGAGGGCCUUCGAGAAGGGUCGCCAGCCCUCCAACACCCGUAUCGGUGCCAAGAGAAUCCACCUGGUCCGCACCCGUGGUGGUAACCAGAAGUUCCGUGCCCUCCGUCUCGACUCCGGUAACUUCUCGUGGGGUUCUGAGGGUGUCUCCCGCAAGACCCGUGUCAUCGUUGUCGCCUACCACCCUUCCAACAACGAGCUGGUCCGUACCAACACCCUGACCAAGUCCGCCGUCGUCCAGAUCGAUGCCGCUCCUUUCCGUCAAUGGUACGAGGCCCACUACGGUCAGCCCAUCGGCCGCAGACGCCAGCAGAAGACCGAGACCACCGAGGAGAAGAAGUCCAACAGCGUGGUGAAGAAGCAGGCUGCUCGCUUCGCCGACCACGGCAAGGUCGAGUCCGCUGUCGAGAGACAGUUCGAGUCGGGUCGUCUGUACGCCGUUGUGUCGUCCCGCCCCGGCCAGAGCGGCCGCGUGGACGGAUACAUCCUGGAGGGUGAGGAGCUUGCUUUCUACCAGCGUGCUAUCCGCAAUAUACAAACCAAAAUGAAAACAACCCUCCUCCUCCUCAGCGACACACACACCCUCCCCCCUCACCCCCCCCUCACCACCUCCAACGCCUACCGCCACCCCCUCCCCCCAUCCGACAUCCUAAUCCACGCCGGCGACCUCACCAAAGUGGGCUACAAGCACGAACACCAGACCAUCCUCCAAACCAUCCUCUCCCACCCAGCCCCCCUAAAGCUAAUCAUCCCCGGAAACCACGACAUCACGCUCGACGAACCCUACUACACGCACCUCGGCCACUACCGCCACAAAUACCGCACCGAUCACACGGCCCCCUCUGCUACCUCCGGAUCCGAGAACGUGUCUGCGGGAAAAGCGGAAGCAGGACGAUUAGAGAAUCUGGAUGAGAUUAGGGAGUUGUAUACGGGGAGCGAGGCACGGGAGAAAGGGAUCAGGUAUCUCGAGGAAGGGAUGUAUCGGUUUCGGUUGGGCGAUGGGAGGGUGUUUUCGGUGUAUGCGAGUCCGUAUACGCCGGAGUUUUGUCAGUGGGCGUUUGCGUAUGAGAGGGGGGUGGAUCGGUUUAAUCCGGUUGUUGCGGGGGAGGGGGAGGGGUAUCCGGUUGGAGAUGGGGGGCCACUUCAUCCCGUACCGGAUUAUCCUGGGGUAGAUAUUAUGAUCACGCAUGGUCCGCCGUAUGGGAUUCUGGAUCAGGUGGUGCCGGGACAUAUGAGUGUGGGAUGUGAGCAUUUGUUUCGUGCGGUGAAGCGGGCGAGGCCCCGGUUGCAUGUGUUUGGACAUAUUCAUGAGGGGUAUGGGGCGGUGCGGAAGGAGUGGAGUUCGGGGAAUGAGUCCAUGAUUCAGUGUGAUAAGGAGGAGAUGUUGGAGGAGCGAUGUGCCCGCGUGGAUGUGAGUGCCGAGGGAAGCAAUCCGUUAAGGCCGGGGGCGGAGACGCUGUUUGUCAAUGCCAGUGUCGUGACCGUGCAGUAUCAUGCCAUUAAUGCCCCGUGGUUGGUCGAGUUGGAUCUACCGGUUGAGAAGAUUGAUUAA
Molecule: messenger RNA, 1620 nt
Organism: Aspergillus ibericus CBS 121593
Lineage: Eukaryota; Fungi; Ascomycota; Eurotiomycetes; Eurotiales; Aspergillaceae
Product: 40S ribosomal eS8 domain-containing protein
Exons: 5
Coding region: 1-1620 (539 amino acids)
Biological process (GO): translation; maturation of SSU-rRNA from tricistronic rRNA transcript (SSU-rRNA, 5.8S rRNA, LSU-rRNA)
Cellular component (GO): ribosome; cytosolic small ribosomal subunit
Molecular function (GO): structural constituent of ribosome; hydrolase activity
Source: RefSeq, a predicted model, not a curated record